AAUAUAAACCUGCAAAAUUUAUCGUCGAAAACAAUGGCAAAUUUUCACAAUUUUCCCUUUAUAGUAGUAACUCUAUUAUUUCUCCUGUUAACAAAACCAGUAACAUCCAAAAAUCAAUGCACUGAAAAAUGUGGAAACCUUAAAAUUCAGUUUCCAUUUUAUCUCAAAAACAGCAUUAAUCACACCAAUCCUCAAGGAUUUGAAUUAUCAUGUACAGAUAAAGAUGAAACAGUGUUAGAAUUUCCCAAAAUUCCUGUCAAAGUUUUCAUCAAACGCAUAGAUUACAAAUCUCAGAUGUUCCAAAUCUACGACCCGAAAAAUUGUCUUGCAAGACAAUUAUUUAAACUAGGAAACUUAUCAGUUUCGCCGUUUCAGUUUCACUUCCAUGAGUUUAAUAUACAGCGUAACGUAUCUUUCUUUCGUUGUGAUUCGAACAAAGAGUGUUCGAUUCAGCAACGUGAAUCUAGUGGUGAUUUUAUUGAUCCUGAAUUGGUUUCAUGUAGAAAAGUGAGUGAAGUUUUGAAUGUGGGCUGGAUGAUUGAGGAAUGGGAAGAUGAUGUUACAGAGAGUUUGAUUAUAGAAUGGUCUAAACCAAAUUGUAGUUUUUGUGAAGUUCAAGGGAAGAAAUGUAAAUGGAAGAAUGGUACUAGAAAUGGUGAAGUUGAAUGUUUUGUUUGUAAAUCAGACGGGAUUGCAAAAUCUACUGUUCUUCUAAUUACUGCUGGGGUUAUAGUUGGUUCCAUGAUUUUGCUGCUAUUGGCAAAUGUAUUUCUUCGCAUUUGUCGUUAUUUUAAGAUGAAAGGAGAUGAUAUAGCAAGGAUAGAGAAAUUCUUAGAGGAUUACAGGGCAUUGAAACCUACAAGAUUCACUUAUGCUGAUAUUAAGAGAAUAACAAAUGGCUUCAAAGAGAGUUUAGGAGAAGGAGCUCAUGGAUCCGUGUUCAAAGGCAUGCUCUCCCAAGAAAUUUUGGUUGCUGUGAAGGUUCUCAAUGAAACACAAGGAGAUGGAAACGAUUUCAUCAACGAAGUCGGAACUAUGGGAAAAAUUCAUCAUGUCAAUGUUGUUCGCUUACUCGGAUUUUGUGCUGAUGGAUUCCACCGUGCUCUUGUCUAUGAUUUCUUUCCGAAUGGCUCCUUGCAGAACUUCUUAGCACCACCAGAGAACAAGGAAGUUUUUCUCGGUAGGGAAAAGUUGCAACGAAUUGCUCUUGGUGUUGCAAGAGGGAUUGAGUAUCUUCAUAUUGGUUGUGAUCAUAGAAUACUUCACUUUGAUAUCAAUCCACACAAUGUGUUAAUAGAUGAUAAUUUGAGUCCCAAAAUAACCGACUUUGGACUUGCUAAAUUGUGUCCGAAAAACCAAAGCACAGUGUCUAUGACUGCAGCGAGAGGAACCUUGGGAUACAUUGCACCUGAAGUUUUCUCGAGAAACUUCGGAAAUGUUUCUUAUAAGUCUGAUAUUUAUAGCUACGGUAUGUUGUUGCUUGAGAUGGUUGGUGGAAGAAAGAAUACUAACCAGUCAGCCAAGGAAACAUUCCAAGUUUUGUACCCAGAAUGGAUUCACAAUUUGAUUGAAGGUAAAGAAGUACGGGUUAAUAUUGAGGAUGAGGGAGAUGUUAGAAUUGCAAAGAAACUUGCGCUGGUCGGACUUUGGUGUAUUCAGUGGAAUCCGGUGGAUCGGCCAUCCAUGAAAACCGUGGUACAAAUGCUUGAAGGUGAUGGAGAAAAAUUAAUGGCGCCCCCUACUCCUUUCGACUCCAUUGGUGCUGAUAGAACAAAUGAAGUUAUUCCAACUAGACUUCUAAAUUUUGAGUUGGAAGUUAUUCCUGAAAUAAACUAAUAGUGUGUUUGCCUUUGCGUUUAAUUUCCCAAAACAACGUUCCAAAACCACGUUGCAGCAGAAGCUUAGAAUUGUAGAUUUUAAAAAUUGCGGUGAAUACCACUCCUGACGCGCGUUUCUCAAUUGUACGGUGCCACCAAACAGGCUAUAAAUGAGUUUACUUUCAGGUUCAUUAAAUUUAAUACAUACUCAAUUAUACACUUA
Molecule: messenger RNA, 2040 nt
Organism: Medicago truncatula (barrel medic)
Lineage: Eukaryota; Viridiplantae; Streptophyta; Magnoliopsida; Fabales; Fabaceae
Product: rust resistance kinase Lr10
Exons: 2
Coding region: 34-1836 (600 amino acids)
Biological process (GO): protein phosphorylation
Molecular function (GO): polysaccharide binding; ATP binding; protein kinase activity
Source: RefSeq, a predicted model, not a curated record